GAGAGAUAAUUAGAAAGGAGUGAGAAACACAGUUAGAGAGAGAGAUGUGUGACAAACUCAGUCCGGUCGGCGACGAGAAACAGAGUACGAGAACAUCGAAUAGGAUCAAGAAGCGGAAACACAUGGAAUCAACUUCCAUAUACAAGUCUCCUUCAAAUAUUCAAACGUCUCCUUCAAAUAUUGAAACGUCUCGUAAGCACAGAAAGAACAACAAAAAGCUCAAACAGAGCAAGACAAAGGGAGCUGAUGCGACGCCGUCUAAGGAGAAGAAGAGAGCGGAGACUGUGGGAGGAGAGAAAGAAGAAGAGCAUUACGACACCGUUGCGGCUUACCUCUUUAACUCCGCCAACGACAGCACAAUCUCUUCGAUACUCCCUUACUCCUCUUCCGCUGAGUUAGACUGCGACGGAGGAAGGAAUCAUUCUCCGUACGAUCGUCAGGAUCACGGGUCGUCUUCUUCUUCUUCGCUUCUAAGGACGGCGAUGAAGAAAGGAGCGAGCAAGGAGGGAGAGACGACGGAGGAGCGGUGGGUGAGUUAUUCCGAGGUUGUGGAUGAGGUGGUGAGUCCGAGCGGAACUCCACGGUGUUGCGGCGGAGAUGGAAACGAGGGACGGUCUUCUCUGGCUCUGAAGCUUGAUUAUGAGCAGAUCAUGGAGGCUUGGUUGGAUAAAGGUACUCUUUAUGUUGACGGAGAACCGCCGCAGACGGUGCCGGACUUGCAUACUUCCGCUGACGUGUUUACCAGCGGUGGAGAGGCAUUAUGGGCGGUGCCGAAGAUGGAGACAAUGGAGAGGUUAUGGAGAGGGCAUAGGGAAGCUAGUUUGCUUCGGUAUAAAGAGAAGCGGCAAAGCCGCUUUUUCUCUAAGCGGAUUCGAUACCAAGUUCGUAAGCUCAACGCUGAGAAACGUCCUCGUAAUAAAGGCCGGUUCGUGAAGAGAGAUGAUUUAUAGACCACUGAAAACUGGUGGUUUAGACUUGCGGUUUGUGGACAUACUACUAGUCUUUUCGAAAUAACCAAGCGGCGGAUGUUUGGUACGUAGUAUAAUAUUAGAGACGUUAGGGCCGAACUGGAUUAUACCGAGAUAUGAAAGGUGUUGGUCUGUAUAGGGGUACUGACCAGCUCGGUUAUGCAGAAGUUUUCGGUUUGUUUCCCCGUUUUAGUUCUAUUAUUAUAGAAAACUUUUAACUAAUCUGUACCAAAUCAUCUGAACAAAUAAUAAUAAUGAAAAUGGAUAUUGACGUUUAGAGA
This is a messenger RNA of Brassica rapa (field mustard), 1249 nucleotides long. RefSeq names its product zinc finger protein CONSTANS-LIKE 6. Gene Ontology annotation, cellular component: nucleus. The record is from RefSeq and is a predicted model, not a curated record. Lineage: Eukaryota; Viridiplantae; Streptophyta; Magnoliopsida; Brassicales; Brassicaceae. Gene Ontology annotation, molecular function: protein binding. Gene Ontology annotation, biological process: regulation of DNA-templated transcription.